CAAGCCACUGACCACUCCUGACACCAUGAGCUACUACGGCAGCUACUACAGAGGCCUGGUCUACAGCUAUGGAGGCUUCGGUGGCCUGGGCAAUCGUUAUGGCUGUGGCUGUGGCAGCUUCCGCAGACUGGGCCAUGGCUGUGGCUAUAGAGGAUUUGGCUCUGGCUUUGGAGGCUAUGGAUAUGGUGGCCACCGUCCAUCUUUCCAUGGUGGAUAUGGAUUCUCCAGGUUCUAUUGAACUACUGCUCAGUAACCAAACAAACAAAAUUAUAAGGGGACUUUUCAACUCUGGCCUUAAUUAUUGGACAACUCUGCUGGGACUAUUAAAUAAAAGUGCUUGGCAUGUCCGAAUUUCAGAGGAUUCUUUAACUUUCCAUUUCUCUGUCACAAUCCUGGAAUCCUUUACUUUUGUUUGUAUUACCGAUUGGAUUAUUGGUUACCUUCUAAUAAAAUCUCCUAACUUCAAAACGAAAUGUGGUUUUUGUUUUGAUUAUGAAAAUCAAUUAUGUGCAUGUGAU
Messenger RNA from Loxodonta africana (African savanna elephant), 518 nucleotides. Its product is annotated as keratin-associated protein 19-3-like. The transcript has a single exon. The record is from RefSeq and is a predicted model, not a curated record. NCBI's taxonomy places the organism in Eukaryota, Metazoa, Chordata, Mammalia, Proboscidea, Elephantidae. The coding region runs from base 26 to 238 and encodes 70 amino acids.